Oryza sativa Japonica Group (Japanese rice) is the source of this 3485-nucleotide messenger RNA. The record is from RefSeq and is a predicted model, not a curated record. NCBI's taxonomy places the organism in Eukaryota, Viridiplantae, Streptophyta, Magnoliopsida, Poales, Poaceae.
GACGAGGCGGCGUGCAGGUGCAGCCCAAUGCGGCGGCGCGUCGACCCGUAGGCGGCGGGCGCGGCGGCGUCGGAGUGCCGGCGCCUGCGCCGGCGGUUGCGGUGGGGGCUCUGUGCGGCGAGAUGAAGGGGAAGAUGGUUGUGUCGGGUGGAGCGCCGCCAGCAGGCCAGGGUUCGUCGUUGGCGGCGGCGCAGGGCACGGACAAUGUCAAGAGAGAGCCAUCUCAGGUCGCCGCACCGGCGCCCGCGCCCCCGCCCGCGACGCUGCCGCCGUCGUCGAGCAAGGCGGUGACCUUCCCGGCGCGUCCGGACGUCGGCACGAUCGGGAGGCGGUGCCGCGUCCGCGCCAACCAUUUCCUGGUGCAAGUCGCGGACAAGGACAUCUACCACUACGACGUGGUGAUCACUCCAGAAUCAACUUAUCGUGAGAGAAAUAGAUCAAUAAUCAACAAACUUGUUGCGUUGCACAAACAAUUCUUGGAUGGUAGGUUACCUGUCUAUGAUGGAAGAAAGAGCAUAUAUACUGCAGGUCCACUACCUUUCAAAACCAAAGACUUUGUUGUCAAGCACAUUAAUCCUUUGAGGGGUAACCAACGGGAGGAGGAAUACAAGGUGACCAUAAAGCAAGCCUCCAAAACAGAUCUGUACAGCCUUAAGCAGUUUUUGGUUGGAAGGCAGAGGGAGUUGCCACAGGACACUAUUCAAGCUCUUGACAUUGCUCUUAGGGAAUGCCCUACCUCAGUAAAUUUUACUUGUGACAGGUAUGUAUCUAUCUCAAGGUCAUUUUUCUCCCAAUCAUUUGGGCAUGGUGGCGAGAUUGGUAGUGGUACAGAGUGUUGGAGGGGGUAUUACCAAAGUCUGCGCCCCACGCAGAUGGGACUGUCGCUAAAUAUCGAUAUUUCUGCAACAGCAUUUUACAAGGCCCAGCCAGUGAUGGACUUUGCAGUUCAGUAUUUGAACAUCCGAGAUGUUUCAAGGCGCUUGUCUGAUCAAGAUCGUAUUAAACUGAAAAAGGCCCUAAAAGGAGUCCAAAUUGUGGCAACUCACUGGAAAGAGAAAUCCAUACGUUACAAGAUCACUGGAAUACCCUCAGCUCCAAUGAAUGAAUUGAUGUUUGAUCUAGAUGGAAACAGGAUAUCAGUCGUCCAAUACUUUAAGAAACAGUACAAUUACUCCUUAAAACAUGUUAAUUGGCCAUGCCUUCAAGCUGGCAGUGAUAGCAGACCAAAAUAUUUGCCUAUGGAGGUCUGCAGUAUACUUGAAGGACAACGGUAUUCGAAGAAGCUAAAUGAGCAUCAAGUUACAAACAUUCUAAGGAUGACAUGUGAACGACCCGCACAAAGGGAGAGCAGUAUCAUAGAGAUUGUUAAUACGAACUCUUAUGGCAAUGAUGAUUGUGCAAAAGAAUUUGGCAUCAAAGUCGCUAACCAACUUGCCGUGGUUGAUGCCCGUGUACUGCCUACCCCUAGGCUUAAAUAUCAUGACUCUGGAAGAGAAAAAGUAUGUAAUCCUUCCGUUGGACAAUGGAACAUGAUUAACAAGAGGAUGGUAAAUGGAGGAUGUAUCAACCAUUGGACCUGCCUAUCUUUUGCUUCUCGGAUGCAUGUAAAUGACAUUAGGAUGUUUUGUGAAGACCUGGUUGGCAUGUGCAAUAAUAUUGGCAUGCAAAUGAAUACGAGACCAUGUGUGGAUAUCAUACAAGGACAGCAACGCAACAUCGAGGGUGCAAUCAGAAAUAUCCAUAGGCAAUCUUCAGAAAAGCUUGACCAGCAAGACCUGACAGGGCAGCAACUUCAGUUAUUAAUUGUAAUAUUGACUGAAAUUAGUGGUUCUUAUGGAAGGAUAAAACGAAUUUGUGAAACAGAGGUUGGUGUGAUAACUCAAUGCUGUGCACCCAAGAGUCUUCAGAAAGGUGGGAAACAGUAUCUUGAAAAUCUGGCCCUAAAAAUGAAUGUUAAGGUCGGGGGGCGAAAUACAGUACUUGAAGAUGCGUUGCACAAGAAAAUACCAAUUCUGACAGAUCGUCCUACGAUAGUGUUUGGAGCGGAUGUUACACAUCCAUCUCCUGGGGAGGAUGCUUCUCCAUCCAUUGCAGCGGUUGUUGCAUCCAUGGAUUGGCCAGAAGUUACAAAGUACAAAUGCUUGGUAUCUACACAAAGUCAUAGGGAAGAAAUCAUAUCUAAUCUUUACACAGAAGUGAAAGAUCCAUUGAAGGGAAUUAUUAGAGGUGGAAUGAUUAGGGAGUUGCUCAGGUCUUUCUACCAAGAAACUGGACAGAAACCUAGCCGGAUUAUAUUUUAUCGAGAUGGUAUCAGCGAGGGACAGUUUAGCCAAGUGUUGCUUUAUGAAAUGGAUGCAAUUCGCAAGGCAUGUGCUAGUUUGCAGGAGGGCUACCUUCCUCCAGUUACAUUUGUUGUUGUCCAGAAAAGGCAUCACACCCGCCUAUUUCCAGAAAAUCGUCGAGAUAUGAUGGAUAGAAGCGGAAAUAUCCUUCCUGGAACUGUUGUUGACACAAUGAUCUGCCAUCCGAGUGAGUUUGACUUUUACCUCUGUAGCCAUUCUGGUAUCAAGGGGACGAGCCGUCCAACACAUUAUCAUGUUCUUUUAGAUGAAAAUGGGUUCAAGGCUGAUACGCUGCAAACCCUAACCUACAAUCUUAGCUACACCUAUGCCCGAUGCACCCGAGCAGUCUCCAUAGUUCCUCCAGCAUACUAUGCGCAUCUGGGAGCCUUCCGAGCACGCUACUACAUGGAGGACGAGCAUUCUGAUCAGGGCUCUUCUUCCUCCGUAACGACGCGAACGGAUCGAUCGACGAAGCCGCUUCCUGAAAUCAAGGAGAAUGUUAAGCGGUUCAUGUUCUACUGCUGAAGGGGUUAAGUUUGAUCCUGUUGAAUAGAAGCUCAUGUUCUACAACUCAAGUGUUGGGUCUUUUGCAAGAACUGUCUGUAACUUUUGCGGGUGUUAGAUGUCUCUAGUGGUUGUGCAAGUGCGAAAACCCCCUCCCCAAACAGUCUGGGAUGAUGGGUUUUACUUAGCAUAUUGUGUUUAGUAAAAACUCGUAUCUGCACUCUACUAGGUACCUUCCUGUCUGUCUAGUCUGGUAGUCUGGAGAAGGAAGUUACUGCUAUGUGGUACUUGGCUGUAUUUUGCUGAAACUCCUUUGUGUUUGGCUGAAUUUCCGAAGUUAUGUCAAGGCCAAGUUAUGUGAUCUGUAAAGCCUGAAACUACAACCUAGUUGCUGGCUUGCUGCAGACAAAUUCCUUCUGGUUACAGCCGAAAAAUCCUUUCCAGUCGUUGCAGCUGAAAAUCAAGUCCGGAUAUAUCUCGAUCUUGACUGAAAUAAUUGCACUUAUACUACUAGGUUAAACCACGAGCUGAUAAUCUCUGUUGCAUCCUGACCACGCAACGCAACGCCCUGAUCAUGCUUCCAGUAAUCACUAAGCAGCUUCGUCUAGACGGCAGCAGCUGUAUCACUCGUCCAUCCGU